AUAUCAUACCAAAGGUGAAUUUAUUUUUAAAUGAUGAAAAAGAUGGGAGAGUACUUGAAGACAAUUCUUCUUCUGGUACUACGUACACCAUUGGUUGCUGGCAAUCCCACAAACAAGGCGGUUUGUAAGCGAGACACAGACGGAAGCACUUCGGUGACAGUGCUGGUAGCAGUCACCUUUCCUAUGACUAUAAUUAUGUUUUUCAUGCUAACAUGGUACAAAGGAGAUAGUGACACAUUGUUUAACCUGAAUUGGGCCAGCAAAGCACCGUUCCUGUGGAUUGCUGUCAUUAGUCAGACUUGGUUCUUAGCAAUUGUAUUAAAAAAUCAGAAGUUCUGGAUGAAAGAAAACUUAAAAUGGAAGAGAAAUCGAUCCGCUGUCAUUCAGUUAGCAUUUUUAUGGACAUUUGGAAUAGCAAUGAUCCUCCAAAGUUGUUUAGAAAUCGUCGCCAUGGGACAAUGCAUUAGAAAUGUUCAUAGUGUCGCUUUUGGUUACACUGGACGACUUUUUUCAUCAACUGCAAAAACUGCAUACUUACUAUUCCAACUAGUGUUCCUGUCGUGCAAUUUUGGAAAGUACUUCAUAAAAAACACAAUAUAUAUUAACUUCACAUUGGGUGGUUUGCUGUUUGCUAAUGGAGUAAUUUGGUUGGAAUAUGUGUCUGAGAGGUCGGCGCACUUGUUUAUGUAUGAGAACAAUACAGUGCUUAAUCAAACAUUGCUGUGCUACUACCAUUCCAUGGCACACCAAACUAUCAAGACCAUACAUUCUUACAUUGUUCCUGUAACAGCAGAAUAUAUUUUAGUAGCCACAUUGUUUCUAGUUAAUAUGUUUCCAAAGCAAAAGAAUACUAAAUAUUCUUUAGAAAACAGUCAUAACUAUAGUGAGGAGAAUGAAUCUGGACAGAAUAUGGAAAAUAUAAAAAAUAUGGGAUACUUGAUUACUGUUUUUGUCCAUGUUCCUCUGUUCGUUUUAGCCGUAUUGGCUCGUUUUGUAUAUGCGCAUAAUACAGAUAAUAUCCUUGCUUUGUGGGAGACCUUAGCUACAAUACAAAAGCUCUUCAUGUUGAUUUUAAAUUUUGUUGGGUUUUCUUUCCUUGAACCCCGAAAAUUUCGAUCUUGGAAAUUGUCUUUCGAUGAUUAUAUACUCCUGUGUUGUAUGGUUGCAAAGCUAGUUCGUGUAUUUCCUGUCACUCUUUCUAUUUUGAACUGUAAAAUGAAUCACAGAACUUUACUUUUAUCCAAUAAUGUGAUAUAUCUUCUUCAAAUAUUUUACUUUACAAUUUAUAUCCUUAUGUCUAACCGCCAGAUGUGCGUACAUAACAGGCAUAGAUCUCGAGUUUCAACAGUUAUUCAGUCUGUGUUUUUUGUAAUUAUGACCGGUAGGUGGGGAAUAGAAUCGUUUAUUCUGUCAGAACAAGGUACUGAUAUUAUAACAGAUAAGAAAAUUUGUGUAUUUAAUGAUAAACGAGAAUGGACUAUGAUCCAAUACGUGGUAGCACCAUUUAGUGUAUUUUACGAAUUUUUCUCUGCCAUGAUUUUGUACAGGUCACUACAUUAAGUGUGUUCUAAAGGUUUGUUAAAUUGUUAACAAAUUACUCUGGCUAUAUUAAAGAAUUUUCGGUUUUAUUUCACUUGUAAAUACACCUUGUUGUUAUCGACAGGCAACGUUUUUCCAAGAGUAUAAUGUAAAACAAGUAAUAAAAAGAAUCGCUAAUGAUUUGCGAUGGUAUAUGAUAUUUAUCCAUCUCGUUAUGUGUUUUUAUCUCCUCAUUGAGGAUCGGGGAUAGAAAACACACAACUCGUUGGAUAAAAACCAGAUACCAAUUCCUGAGAGAUGCUAAAUAAAUAUAUUAAUACUGUAUACAGGGUUAUUUUCGCCCGUGUUAUUUUCACCCUUCUUCACUUGGAAAUGGUUUCGCCCUGUCUUGAAUUCGCCCAGACAAAGUGUGUUAAAAAGGGAGAUAAUUUGAGACAUUGGAAUUCGCCCAGUCUUAAAAGUUUAAACGCCAUUUAUUUUAAAAGGUGGCUUUCUAUUAUUCUAAAUUAUAAGACAUUAAUUAAAAAUUUCAGAUUCAUUUAAAUUUGCUAAAAAGGACAAUGACAUUAUAUAAUGAUAGCCAAAUAUAUGAAUAUUCGUACGUUGUAAAGCAAUAUGUAGGCAAUUUAAGAUAUUCUUCUCGUUUUUACCCUCCUAUCGUAUACCUAAGUUAACUGCACAGUUAUUGAUCUAUAGCAUCUGUAUAUGCCGCCAAAAAACUAAGAAACACGGACAUUUGUAGGGCCUCAAGAUAACUGUAGCAGAAUGAGUGAUCCUAUCUGUGAAGAUGUGUUUAAAAAUUAGACACUUUAGAAUUUGACAAUUAUAAUAGUAUUAAAACUAUUUUGUUGAAUUACCUUAUAUACAUAUAUUGGCAUGACUAAUAUUGUUAUUGCUAUAUCUAUUAUUUUCAAAACGAAAAAAUAUAUCUUUUAAUUUUGGUUUUUUAACUUAUUUUUCAAAAAACUUAUAUGGCUGUAAGCAAUGCCCAGCACAUCCGUGUGGACUAUGUAUACAUUGUUAACGUGCACUUAG
Magallana angulata is the source of this 2574-nucleotide messenger RNA. RefSeq lists its product as uncharacterized. Lineage: Eukaryota; Metazoa; Mollusca; Bivalvia; Ostreida; Ostreidae. The transcript is spliced from 2 exons. The coding region runs from base 31 to 1560 and encodes 509 amino acids. The record is from RefSeq and is a predicted model, not a curated record.